CCUCUCCCUCUGUCUGGCUUGAUGUCAUUCCCAGCAGAUCCCAGCAUUUUGUAUCUGAGCCUCUCACUCUGGCCUGCAAAGCACCGGAUGCUGCAGGGGUCUGGUCAGUGAGACGGUUCACUGUAUCAAAGGAGCUGUCAGACUGCCCCUUUGAUAAGAAAUCACAGAUGCUGGGUCCAUCCACAUGUAACAUCAGCUCUUUAACUCCGUCAGCCAGUGGGGUGUACUGGUGCCAGUCUGAAUCUGGGGAACGCAGUAAUGCUGUCAACAUAACCGUGCACAGUGGAAAUGUGAUACUGGAAAGUCCAGUGCAUCCCGUGAAAGAAGGAGAGCAAUUAACUCUCAGCUGUUCGGGCCGAAAAAGUGUCAAAUCAAACCUCAGUGCCACAUUCUAUAAGGAUGGAUUACAUGUGGCGAACCAAACCUCUGGAACAAUCACCGUACCGAACAUCUCUAAGAAAGACGAGGGAUCCUAUGUUUGUGAGAUUGAAGAAGAAAGGAAAAGAAGGUCACCCGGAAGCUGGGUCUCAGUCAGAGCUGCACGUGAUGAACGCAGAGGACCCCGUAAAACGCUGAAAACAAUGUACCAAAAAUCUAAAGACAUACUGUAAUGUUCUGAAUUGGUACUAGGUAAUGGUUCUGAUAUGAACUUUUGUAAAACAUUACUCUUCAAAU
Messenger RNA from Sardina pilchardus (European sardine), 675 nucleotides. Its product is annotated as low affinity immunoglobulin gamma Fc region receptor III-A-like. Gene Ontology annotation, cellular component: plasma membrane. Gene Ontology annotation, molecular function: transmembrane signaling receptor activity. The record is from RefSeq and is a predicted model, not a curated record. The coding region runs from base 168 to 611 and encodes 147 amino acids. Gene Ontology annotation, biological process: cell surface receptor signaling pathway. The transcript is spliced from 3 exons. Lineage: Eukaryota; Metazoa; Chordata; Actinopteri; Clupeiformes; Clupeidae.